Rotaria sordida is the source of this 543-nucleotide messenger RNA. NCBI's taxonomy places the organism in Eukaryota, Metazoa, Rotifera, Eurotatoria, Philodinida, Philodinidae. The record is from the annotation of a GenBank genome assembly.
AUGUUUAACGCAAGUGGAUCAUAUCUUGAACCUUUAUCUAAUGAAUUAUUACUUGAAAUUGUGGAAUAUUUGGAUGUUUAUGAACUUUUCACAGCAUUUUAUGGAUUAAAUCAUCGUUUUAAUGAUCUUAUACGACAAUGUUAUUUACAUGUUCGUUUUGAUCCAUCAAGAAAAAGCAUAGAAACUCGGAAUUUAAUAACAUCUACUAUAGAUUCUUCACAUUUUCUAAUAUUUCUACUAUUUUUUUUCAAUCUUCAUCGUAUUGCAAUUGAAGAAUUUUAUUGGAGAGAAGAUAUUAUUGAAUUUUUACAAAAUAAUAUACUAAAUCUUCAAUCAUUAUACAUUCAUACUUAUUCAUCUAUAUUAUAUCAACAAUCAUUAUCAAAAUAUGUUUUAAAAAAUGUUUUUAAACUUGAUAUGAAUAUAAAUAUUCAUUCAAUUAAUAUCAAAUGUCUUGGACAUAUGUUUCCUUCUUUACAACGAUUAAGUAUUCAAUGGGAUACUUUUCGACAAUAUCCAUCGAUUGAUGGUUUUCAAUGGUAA